UGUAUAUACGUCAUAGAAUACUUUACUUCCGGUCGGCUUCCAUAUGCGAACAGUUAUGUCAUAUCGCCUCGCUUCUAUUUUUCUGAUAAGUCACUAAUGAACUUCAGAAAAGAUGUCGUCCGACUUAACAUUAGACCUCGAAGACCAUCAACGUUGUUUUGUGAUGAGCAGCGAGGGACCGGGCUUUUCCAUCGACCAGGGAGGCGAGUGGGACAUCAGUCUUUUUGAUGAGCUGGACACCCUGGGGGAUGCAGAAGAUUUGCUCAACGCUCUCGAGAAUGCAGACUAUACCAGUGAGGUUCCACACCUUGACUUUGAUAUUGCCAUACCUCCAUGGACUGAAGGGUACACAAGCAGCACCUGCACAGAUGGUGAGGUGAGCGUGCACUCUCUGUCACCUGCUCACACUGUGAGCUCUCUGUCCUCCCCCACAGCUGUGGAAGCACUGUCGCCAUACUCCUUACACGAUGAGGCCCUGUCUCCACAGUCACAGGCUUCGCCAGUGUCUGUCUGCUCCGAGUCCAGUGGCUUUUCAGAAAUCCUUUCCCUGGCAAAGAAAGACACCAAGAGAGGUAGCCAGACCACAAGAGCUAAACCAGCACAACCAGUCAAGAGGCCCAUUCAGAUGACCUCCAAAGUGUCCAUCCAGCCCAAACCAGUGAUUGCAGCUGUACCCUUGGCUCAUGCAGCUGCCUCUCUACACCCCAAGACCAUCAUCAUCCAGCCCCUGCAGACCACGGUUCUGCCCGUGGUCAAACAAACUCCAAUCAGCAUCCAGCCAGCACCCUCUCCAGGUCAGCCAGUCAUGCUUUCUCAACCAAGUCAGUUGCUACAAAUCAAGACCCCCCAGGCUAUCACUGGCAGCAUGGUUACCAUGCCAUCCCUGGGCCAGGACAGGCCUGUCGCUGCUCCACCCGUGGUCUCCGUCACACUUCGAAGCCCUUCUCCGGAUGAUGAUUCGAAGUUGUCCCAAAGGCAGCAGCGCAUGAUCAAGAACCGCGAGUCAGCGUCCCUAUCUCGGAAAAAGAAGAAAGAGUAUUUGCUCUCGUUGGAGGCCCGUUUGAAAGUGGCUCUGACUGAGAACGCAGUGCUGAAGAAUGAGAACGGCAACCUCAGGAAGCAACUGGAAGGCCUGCUGAGUGAGAAUUCAGUGCUGAAGUCAACGGCUCCCAAGAGGCGAGCGGUGUGUCUCAUGGUGGUCUUGGUCUUCUUAGUGCUGAAUGUUGGACCAAUAAGUCAGCUUCAGGGCAACACAGACUCCGGGCUGGAGGUUGUAUCAGUGCAGCACAGCAGACACUUGUUGGGUUUCUCCACAGAAAUGGACCCCAAGCCCCAUGGAAGUGGCUCUGCCAAGGUGGCCGACAGCUCUGAGGACAAGGCCCUGAUGGUGGUGAGGGAGCUGAACUUUCUCCGGCCAACGCCGCCCUGCCAGCCUCCUGUUAAUCAGACAAAGUGUAUUGAAUUGGCCCAUGAGUUGAGGGGGUGGGUCCACCGUCAUGAAGUGCAACUGACCAAGUCCAGACGCACGAGUAACAAUCACCUCAAGCCCUCCAGGACCAUUCUGAAAACAGAAAAUAAGGAUGCGGAGAGCUCCCAGAUUGUGACCGUUCGAUACACAAAAACAGCAGACGACAAGACUCCCGGAAAGGAGCUGCAGGUGUACUACGCACCCCAUCACACGUACAAUGACUUCUUUGAUGAGAUCAACCGACGAGGUGACACUUUCUACGUCGUGUCUUUCCGCAGGGAUCAUCUGCUACUUCCUGCCACCAGCCACAAUAAAGGAAGUCGCCCAAAGAUGUCUGUGGUUUUGCCGGCCAUGAAUAUAAACGGCUUCUCCUCUCAGCUGCAUUUAGAAGAGCUGCAACGUGGCUGCACAGCCAUCGUCCAAACCACGUCCAGGCAUGCAGGCCCAAAGAUAAAGAAAUGCUUUCUCAAUGUUGUGAUUUCCUUUUGGCUUUGGCUCUUCAUAUCUUGUACUAGAAAUAAUUUAUACAAGUGCCAGGCCUGACAUGUUUAUAGAGUAAUGAUACUCGUAAAAGAAAUAGAAAGGCAAUAAGAAAGGAAUAGAAAUUCCAAAACUGUGUGAGACAGUUUCCUUUGUACCCCAUGCCUCCCUCCGUUUAAUGUUUGACAAAACAUCAGUCCUCUAGACUUUGCCAUGGCUCGGCCAAACCCAUGCAGUUUUGUGCCAGUCUUUCCUAAUGGUGCUGCCAACAGCAAAUUAUGUGACAGCUUGAUUUUGUGGUACCUACAGUCAUGACUGUAAAUUACGUUUGGGUUACCUCUAUGGGUUAUGGUCAAAAUGCUUUGUAAGACAUGCUCAUAUGUAGUACAGAUAUCCUCACAGGUUGUAUAAGUCAUUCAAAGAAUGGCCAGUGAAAUUUUAAGUCAAUCUCUAUUAUGGAUGUCAAUGGGUCAAGGGUUGCAUGUUUUGACUGUUUACAGCAGUUGAGAACUAGAAUUACAUAGAUUACACAUAUCUACGAUACUGUGCUCUUCCUGUCUCUACACUCUUUCUAUUGGCCGGUACUACAUGAUAGUGAUUAGUCCAGCACAGGGGUUCUCAAUUACUUUCCGUCAUGCAUAUUUUCAUUCCCACCCCACUAUUAGAGAAGCACCGGUCUAGCAGAUUGCAGCAUCAUUGCAUACAUGGCUAGAAGUGGGAAAAAUAAUACACGUAUUGUUGAUGUGCCGUAAAUGUGGACCCUGCAGUAAGUAUCCUCAGUCAACAUUAUGCACCAUACUGCAGUGACCCGCAGUCUCUGUGUCCAAAUAAUGCAUACCGCCCAGCAUGGGACUGUUUUGAUGUGAUGGCUAUCUAUUAGUGUUAAGUUGCAAGCUCACAGAGCUGAUCUGAGCUAGCAUGGAAGAUCUGGGCUAUCUCUAAUAACUAUUUGGAUGGAUACUUAUUUUUUUAAAGCUUAUUCCAAAGACAGGGUACACCCCAAUGGUGCGUCGGUUACACUUAGGUCACCAUUUGGCUCUCACCCUUCUAUUGAAUCACUCACAUGUUUAGUUUCUGUGAGUUCAUCAAGUCGUUCUCCAAGAUGUUCCGCGUCAUCAUUUCCAAAUCUUGUCAAUGAAGAGUUCUUUGAAAGACAGUAGGCAUUUCUGUUCAAAUACUAUACCAGAAUGUAUAUUAUAGGCAGUUGUGGUUGUUUUUGUUGGCUGUCAGAUACAACACAUGCGAUUGCUUUUCUCUUGUCUGUCUCUGUGGUAGGUGGCCAACAGCAUAUUGACACCAACUGAAAGUAAUUAAUUAUAUAAUAUGAGCUCCAAUGCAAUGAAGACAAGCCCAUUGGGAAAUGACUUUUUCCCUACUUUUUGUGAGCAAAGGGUGUGUUCAGUAUGAAGAUUGAUGAAGGUAAACAUUGUUUUUCGGUCAGUCUUGUCAUAGAGUAAUGUUAAGGUCUGUGUCAGUCACAUGGUCCAUUGCAACAGCAGUAAACCGUGAAAUCCUAGACCUCCUUCUCUGCUAAUGGUUGAAAUCAAGGCCCAAACAAAGGUGCUAUUCAGGAUGAGCUAGGAGGGCAAAUCGAUUUGCACAUUUUGUCAUGCCUGCAGUCUGCAGUCCAAGACGUCGCAAGCUUUUUGUGCUCUCCCAAUGAUCUCUGAUUACGGAUGUUAGCCUCUCAUUGGCGAGGAUGUUGACACCGGGUUUAAGUUAGCACACAGAUGCAAGCUCAGCAUUCUUCUGUUCCAGAUGCCACAAGGCUAGCGACCAAAAAGGGUGAUGGAGAGUCUGUGGUAUGGACCCACCUCUUUGUCUCCAUUUAAGUUGCAACUUCCAAGUGAUUCAAUGCAAAUGGCGAGCGACGCUGUCCUCUCAUUGGAGCGUGAUUAUUCCACGGUGGAGGAUAAUUCUUUCCAGCUCUCUCUUGAGGAAUGCCUUUCCCGUCCAGUCACUAAAUGGCUUGCAUCUGGGGGUGGACAACCUCUGUUAAUGUGAUUGUUUGCUUAAUAACUGAACAAGACUGUGACUUUGAUGCAAACAGAUUCUUGGUAAAGAUACUUGACCCUUUGGCAUUUUCCUGGAAUUGUAUAGUGUAUGAGUAGUGGCUCCUUUUAAGGAUUGAGGGGUUUGUGUAUGUGUUUAUUUAAUGAGCCAUAGAGUUUGAAAGUAGCUCAAUCAAGUGAAAGUGACAUGUUUGGAGGAAGAGGAAUGUUUUGUGGAUGACAUCAUUUACAGGUGGAUAGACCGUGGGAGACACACUUCAGUUACUCCUGAAGACAUGUGCUGUUCAGCUAACCAGCAGCAGCCACAGCGGGUUCAAGGCAGAGCGCUGCACCACUGAUGAGAUUGGAUUCAGAUUUUCCUACUGCUGUAAUCUAAACAGUGCCCCUAUUAGCGUUCUGAAGUAAAUUGCCUCUCAGCACAACCUGAGAUGAGGCUGCUGCAAACGUCUCUUCUCGACGCAGUGCGCCUGCCAGUUUGAGUUUGUCAGCAUGUCACCAAUGCAAAAACAUUUGCUAUACACCAUGACUUUCUACAGCCUGCGUAAUGUCCACAAUGCAAGUGUGACAUCAUUCUAUUGUAUACUAAUAGGACAGUAAAAUACAUAGAAAUGUAAUACGGGAGGCACUUGCGGUACUCACUUCAUCCUGAAGGGGUGGGGGCGUACAUGAGCUGGUAGGUGCUUGCCGCUGCCGUCCUUUCAUAGAGAAGAAAAUCCAGCGGUUUCAUUUGUUACAAGUCAAAUGCAUAAAUGCAUUCAAGAUAUUAUUAUGCUCGGCUGAAUUAAUGAAUGAAUUUGAAUGCCAAGAUAGAUAAUUAUAUACAAGCUCAACAGUAGGUGAUCAGACUUUUACAACAAAGUAUCAGAAUGUUUUCUGGAGAAGGAUAGGCUGCGUCAUAUUCAAUUAAGAGCUAAGGCCAAGUAUUUGAAAACAAAUUGAUUUUCUUGACCAAAGUGAAUUGUUAUUUUUUUCUUUUUCUUGCUAUCCCUUUAAUGAACAAAAAAAACAUCCAAAGGAGUCAGUACAUCACCAGCUAUGAAGCUCACCCUACAUCACUGCGUGCAAUAUGUAAUAAUAAUAAUAAUAUGUAAUAAUUUUUUUUAAAUGCCAUAGCUACAAUUGGAAGAAGUUUAAUUAAUUAACAGGCGCUCUAACAUAGACUUUCUUUAUUGUCAUUGCACAAUAACACAGCAGUGAAAUUGCCAACAAAAUGUCGUUGCCUGGCUCCUGUGUAAUAAUAAAUAAUAAUGUGGAGAAUAAAUAGAUGACAUCAAAUAUGAACAAUGUACAGCAUAAACAGUAAUUUGUACAAAUAAUUUAAAUAAUUAAGAAUAAAUAACAAUAAUUUAAAGUUGUGGUUGUGCGUGUGGGCAGGUAGAGGGGCUUAUUUGUCAUUCAGCAGUCUGAUGGCCAGGGGGAAGUAGCUGUCUCUAAACCUGGUUGUUCUACAGCGGUCGGCGUUGAAGAAGUCGUGAAGGAAAAACAUCCUUUCUCAUGGACAUGAUAGAGAUUCUGACCACUCCCACACCACUCCCUGUUUAUGUGAUGACUAUUAUGUUGGACAAGUUUAUACAGUGUAUAUGCAAAAAGUGGAUAAAGUGGAGAUACACACACAGAACAGGCAUGAACAAGCCAAGCUCAUUAACAUUAAAGCUACAGACACACGAACGGGUAUGUUCCAAGUAGGGCUUAGUAUAAGCACUUUUAAACAACCUUAAUUUCAGCAUUAAGGCUAGAUUUUGGCUAACACACGCCCAAGACACUAUUGUGGGACCUCUUGACUUGUUUUUAACAUUGUUGGAAAAUACUAUAAUCUAGGCCCUUUAAAGCUGAUGGAAGAAUAACCUUUUGACAGGGUUAACAACUUGAAAAUCAUUCGGAUCAGUCCUCCCUUAUGACCCAGACAUGAAGCUGGAGUCGUCUCCAAGCUGUUUAAAAGCUGAAAUAUUUUUCCAACCACCUGUGCAACACAUCAAACUCCUCGGCAUCGCAGAAUCUCCACAGGUUUCUACACAAAAGGGGGAACACGAGGAAGGUACAGACAAUAUGGUAGCUCCCUCUGCGACCGGAAGAUUCCAAAGGGUGUUCAUGUCAUUAGUUGUCCAUCUUGAGCAUGACCUCAUCUACUGCUGAACUUCUUCCUUUGAACUGGCAGUAAAACACACAAAGCAGACCUCAGGUUGGAUUUUUAAGUCUCGGUUACUUAUUUCAGAACGCAUUCCACACAAGUCAGAAGAUGACACGUACACUUGAAGUUAAUGUCUUUUAAUUCUGACUGCUGCCAUUUUUUGAAAUAUACACUGUAUCCCUGCACUUUUUGAACCUAAUAGAUGACAUUUAUCACAUACAACAACUUAACAUUAAGCAGUGGCACAGGACACAUACGUUAACUAGCAUGUUAUCUAGCUAUGUGAGCUAAUGUUACACUCACAUUUUGCCAACUUUGCAAGGUUAGCCUACCCGCUGAGGAAAAACAAAAUGAUGAAACUUACAACUCCCACGUCUGGAGCUGAUGGAUAGUUGGCAGAGCUCCAGGCUGCAUUUUAAGAUGUGUAGCGAAGCCUGAUUUGAAAAGCAACUUCAAAAGCCACCAUUUGAACGCUUCUGAAACAAAGAAGUGAGGCAGAUGAUGAGAUUUUUUCUUAUGCUUAUGCUUACACAGGCCCUCGGGAUACACAUUAAACAGUCAUACAUACAUACAUCAUUAAACAGUCGCUUUUGGAUAACAUAGGGUCUUUAAGACCUUCAGACAUGGUUUUUGUUCCUUCAAUCCACUCAUCCAUCUUCUAUGCCGCUUAUCAUCAUGAGGGUCGCGGGCGUGCUGGUGCCUAUCCCGGCUGUCUUCAGGCGAGAAGUGAGGUAUACCCUGGGCUGGUCAUCAGACAAUCACAGGGCACAUAUAGACAAACAACCAUUCACACUCCCAUUCAUACCUAUGGACAAGUUGGAGUCGCCAAUUAGCCUAGCAUGUUUUUGGAAUGUGGGAGGAAACCGGAGUAACCGGAGAAAACCGGAGAACAUGCAAACUCUACACCGAGCGGAGAAUCAAACCCAGGUCUUCCCGAUCACCUGACUGAGUGGCCUACAUGCUCACCACUCGUCUACCAUGCGGCCCUACUUUGUAAUGUACCUUGUCAUAUUGAGCCUUUUUGCAAUCUACUGAGGCCCACUCUAACAUUAAUAUAAACCUUUCAGCUACUUAAUAGAUUUCCCCUUUUGGAAAGAAUUUUACAAGCCGUGUCCACCUUAAAGGAUGUUUGUCUCUAAAGUCAGAAAAGCACAUGCUUGUCUCAAGUUUCAAGAUGGCUCAGGUAAGUCACGGUCUCACGGCAAAAUUUAUCUUCUCUCCUAAACCCACAAGAGACCCCUUUCUCUCACUCUCUUACUGGGGGUUUCUUCCUAAAUAUAUGUCUUGGGAGAUGUUUGGUCUACAAGGGGAGAAAUUCAACGUGAAUCACCUCCAGCUGCUUCUCAGCAGUCCUCUAUUGCACUUUGCAUGUUACUAGACAAUGCAUGUUGUGCCUGGGUACUGAUGAGAGGUGGAUUAUUAAUGAUAACUGCUACAGAAUAGAAAUAUCAGUGUUUUUUCUCACUCAUGAACAACGGUAUGCAGGGCAGUACGCUUCGUAACUCUGCUUCAUAGCACACCGCAUGUGCAGAUAAGAAAUAAGAUGUAGCAGAAUAUUAUAUUUAGCGACUAGGAGUGAGGAUUGAUUAAAAGUGAAAGAUGGGAAGUGCUUCAUGCAUCAUGCAUUCAUUCAAUAAUUAAAUAAUAAUAAAUACUAGCGUCGCAAAAGGCGAAGGGUUCCACCUUUGAGCGUGCAGCUGCAAUUCAGGUCUGAAAGCGUGCAUAAACUCACCACAAUGCAACCCAACCCCUGACCAGCUACAGUGCCAAGAAGGCAGAGCUUGGAGACAUUCCUCAGUCGCCAGGCAACACCUUACCUUCCCAGGGAAGCACGCAAACCAGAGGUGUGCCUCCCCAUUUCAGAAACAAAAUUUUAAAAAAACUGCAAAAAUUGUACAAUUGAGCAAAAAGGAAUAAUGUAACUAUGGAAAUCUGAACAGUUGAUACUAUUGGCAACCAGUCCAUGUUGUACGCCGUCACUGCCCAAAGACAGCUGGAAUAGGCCCGCUAUCCUAGUGAGGACCAGCUGUGCGGAAAAUGGAUGGAUGGAUAGAUGUUGAUGCUAAUAAUUCAGCAGCAGCAUUGUUAGUUUAAUCUGCUCUUCACCCAAAUAAGGAACUUUACUACAAAUGAAAUAGACACUUCUUAAAUUCCUACUAUUGUACUUGUCUGCAGUAUUUUUUAGUUUUCUAAAAAAUAAGUCGUGUGAUGGCAAAGUAGAUGAUGUAACUCACUGACCCCAGAAGUUUGUGUUUUGUUUUUUGCUGCAAUAGUCAGAAUUUUUCCAUGUAGAUGUCUUGAAAAGGUCUUUACUUUUUCAUCCAUACACCACUUAUCCUCAUCGGGGUCGUGGGGGCUAUGCUGUAGCCGAGGUCUCUACUACAAAAUUGAAAUUGUGGCAGUACCCUGAAUAUGCUGUAACUUAUGGCUGGAAAUUACAUUUAUGUUACCCCCUAGCACUUUCCUAAUGCUUUGUUGGCAUACUGUACAUGGAAUACAGAUGGUCAAUGAAUGGUCAAUUAAUUAUGGCUAGUUGACAAGUCUCGCCCAUGUCCCUGUGUUUGGAUUGAAGGCCGCCAGGUUGUUGAGUGUUGAGAAAUUUCAAGUCAAUCCGGCUUCCGUAGUCAAAACUUGUGUGGGGUAUUUCUCAUUUCUCAGAAAAAAUAAUUGUUGCAGGGUUAGGGUUUAAAAGAGUUAGCUUACACAAACAAAAUACAGGAGAUCCUCGGUGUACAUAUUAGUUUCAUAAAUACGACAGCACUUCUUACUUUUAUCCCUGUGGCCAUUGCAAGUGAGUGAAGAGGAAGUCUCAAUAAAGAGACCACUACGCUGCUUAUUCAUCUUUCUUUUGUUCAUUAGCAUCCGUCAAUAGCUUUGUAACUAACAGUCUUUAUCUG
Doryrhamphus excisus (bluestripe pipefish) is the source of this 8985-nucleotide messenger RNA. RefSeq names its product activating transcription factor 6 (gene atf6). The record is from RefSeq and is a predicted model, not a curated record. NCBI's taxonomy places the organism in Eukaryota, Metazoa, Chordata, Actinopteri, Syngnathiformes, Syngnathidae. Gene Ontology annotation, biological process: endoplasmic reticulum unfolded protein response; regulation of transcription by RNA polymerase II. Gene Ontology annotation, molecular function: DNA-binding transcription factor activity, RNA polymerase II-specific; RNA polymerase II cis-regulatory region sequence-specific DNA binding. Gene Ontology annotation, cellular component: nucleus.